AUGGCGUUUAUCAAUGAUGCACCGAUGAUCGAUUUUGAGGGGGACGAGAAUGUGGUCCUCGACCUGGGGGAUGUGCAGGCUGACCCUAACCUGGAGGCCAACGUCUGGCUUGUGGGUAGAGUUCUCAGCCCAAAACGCGUGAUAGGAGGGAUUUUCAGGAGUGUUAUGCUACGACUAUGGGAGACUCGCAACUGCAAGGAGAUUCGGCACGUGGGACCGAACCUGUUCUCCUUCGAGUUUGGCUCCCCCAAGGACAGGGACCUGUUUCUUCGUUCUGGACCAUGGUUAUUUGACAGGCACUUGGUGGUGUUGGAUGUUUUUGAUAUUAGCAAGGACCCUCUGCAGAUCCCAUUAACCAGAAUCCCAUUCUGGAUCCAGGUACAUGGGCUUCCUUAUACCCUCCGCACUGAAAAUAUUGCCAAGCUUCUGGGAGGAUCUUUCGAUGGCUACCUAGGGUGGGAUAAGUACGAGGCUCACAGGUACGGCUACUACUUGAGGAUAAGGGCUUGGGUGAAUGUCAAUGCGCCACUACGCCGAGGGCAAAUGGUGGCCACAAGGGGAGGUGCUCCGCUGCGAGUCACUUUCAAAUAUGAAAAAUUGGUGAAUUUCUGUUUCCGCUGUGGAAGAUUGGACCAUGUGCUCAGCAUCUGUAAGGGGGAGGCCUAUGGUGGGAACCUCCGCUAUGGGGCCUGGCUAAGGGCUGAGGAGGAAACCCCAGUGGGCGGUACCCGUAAUAGAGGGCAUGGAGAAUGA
This is a messenger RNA of Lotus japonicus, 753 nucleotides long. RefSeq lists its product as uncharacterized. The coding region runs from base 1 to 753 and encodes 250 amino acids. The record is from RefSeq and is a predicted model, not a curated record. The transcript has a single exon. NCBI's taxonomy places the organism in Eukaryota, Viridiplantae, Streptophyta, Magnoliopsida, Fabales, Fabaceae.